AUGCAACAACAACAACGGCAGCAGCAGCAGCCGUCUUCUUCUUCUUCAUCAUCCGUCAAUCAUCUUCAGUCGUCUAGUUUUACUAUUUAUGAUAAUAACCAUCAUCCUCAAUUAACACAAAAAAAAUCUAUUUCAUCAUCACGAAUUAGACUCGGUCUACGAUGUUUAUAUCCAUUAGAUGACAAGCAAAAUCAACUAUUCGAUCAGAUCUUUACUUGUAAUGAACAGACAAUAAAUAUAAGUGAAUGUAUAUUUAAUCAAUGUAUAACACGUUUAACAACGAAUUAUAUUAAUACAUUAAUUAUACUUUCUGGUCAAUAUCGUGAAAUUUGUCAACUUCAAAAUACACUUAUUUCAUUAACAUUAAAUCAUUUAUAUUGUUUUGUAAAUAAACAAAAUAAAAAUUUAAGUCUUCGUAUUAGUAUUCAAGAAUUUUCAAAUGAAAUAACAAAAAAUAUUCUUACAUCACGAGGAAAAUCUUUAUUAUUAACUAGUGAUUAUUCAGUAACAUGUCCUAUUCAAACAUUUCAAUAUAUUAAUCAUCUUUGUACUGAACAUAAAUCUUUUCCUUUAUUAAUAACAUUUUAUCUUAUUAAUAUUUCGUCAAAUAAUAAUUUUGUACAAUUUCAUAUACUUUCAACAAAUGAUAACGAUGAUGAAACAACAAAAACAACUAAUAACAAUAGUCAAGAUGAAUUUUCUAAUCUUCUCAUGUCAUUGUCAUUAUCUUUACCGUCAAGCAGACAGAAACAAUCGUACCAUUUGUCUAAUAAACGCAAUAAUCAUGAACAAUCAUUAUUCUCUUUAACAUCAAUCUUAAAUGAAUAUGUUAUCAAUAUUGAUGAACAUUUUUUAUAUAUAUUAGCAACUAUUAAAAAUGAUAAACAAUUAAAAUAUUGGACAAAAAUUCAACGAUUAUUUAAAACAAAAAGAAAUCGUUUAAAGAUGUCUCGUGAUUCUUCUUCCAUUGAUACGGUAAUAAAUCAUCCUAAUGAAGAAAUAUGGGUUGAUGGUCCAUUAAGUUCUUCUUCCAAUCAUAAAAAUGAAAUAUGGAUUGAUGGUCCACGUGAAUUUUCUCCUCGUUCACCAAAAAUUUCUCAUCUAAGAUCAACACCAAAACAUCGUUCAAAAUUAAUGUGUACAAAAGCUAAAUAUCCUACUAUACUUUCACCAAAACAUACAUUAUCACUAUAUGCACAUAAUGAUAUUGAUGAAUCUAUAUCAUCAAAUACAUUUGAAACUGAAUCUAUUAUUAGUUCACAUUGUCAUUUACCUGUUUUACCAGUAUUUAAAGAUCAUUUAUUACUUCCAUUUCGUUCUAAUCAAACAUCAUCAUCAUCAUCAAAUAUAAAACCAAUUAAUAUAAAUGAAUCAUCAAAAAUGAAUUUAAAAUUAAGUACAAAUCAAUUAAAUAAUGAUUUAGAAAUAUUAGAAAAAACAUUAGAAACAUUAUUAAUACCAUCAUCAAUUAAUUCAAAUGAAAUUGAACGUGAAUCAAUUAUGAGUAAAUCAUUAAAUCGUAUGGAUCAAUUAUCAUUAACAAUGUCAAAUGAUGAAAAAAAUAAACGUUUAUCAAGAAUUGUUUCACCAACACGUUUUGAUAAAAUUUUAUCAUCAGAAAAUUAUCAUCCAUCUGUACCUAAUUCACCUUUAAUUAUUUCAAAAAAUCGACAUUCAAAAAUAUCAAAUCAUUUAUUACAAUCAAUAAAAAAACCUCAAGUACCUAUACGUACAACAAGUUUAGCUGAAACAAAUUCUCGUCCAUCGUUAUUUCAACGUUUAUUUGGUUUACGUUCAUUAUCAUCAAAUCCUCAACAAUCAAUUGUUAUUCAAUCUCCACCAUCAUCACCCUUAAUAUCACCAUUAACAGUAACAUUAGAUUCUCAUGAUGAUCUAAUGCCAUUAACAACAAGUAGUACAGCUUCAUCCACAUCUGGACGUACUAGUUCAAGUGGUUAUGAAUCAAUGAGUAAUACAAUAUUAGAAGAAAUGAUUGCAUCAAUACCAUCAAAUAUUAACAAUGAAAAUAAUUCAAUUAAAACACGAAAUAAAUCAAUACGAAAAGAUCGACGGUUGAAUAAUAAUGCCUUAUGGAAUAGUCCAAUAAUUCCUGAUAAAUCUCAUCAUCAACAACGUUUAUCCGAAUUAAAACAUCGUCAAAAUGAACUUAAACUUGAAUUAGCUAUGACAAAAGCAUUUUUACUUAUGGAUAAAAAUAAAAAUCUUGAUCAUAAUGAUUUUCUUAAUUCAACUAAUAGUCCAUUACAUACGAUUCUAUCAAAUAAUUAUGAUGAAGAAAAAGAACUUGAAAAAGAUAUUGAAAAUUUAGAAAAACGUUUAGCAUCAGCUAAAUCACAAUUAAUGUUUAGUACUUAUCAAAAAACUAAACAAUUCAAAGCUUAG
Molecule: messenger RNA, 2403 nt
Organism: Rotaria sordida
Lineage: Eukaryota; Metazoa; Rotifera; Eurotatoria; Philodinida; Philodinidae
Source: the annotation of a GenBank genome assembly